Molecule: messenger RNA, 339 nt
Organism: Suillus paluster
Lineage: Eukaryota; Fungi; Basidiomycota; Agaricomycetes; Boletales; Suillaceae
Exons: 2
Source: RefSeq, a predicted model, not a curated record
UUGGCUUGGUUUUGGAGGAUCAACAAUGCAGAGGACAGUCAGAAGAAUGUAUGGAUGAACGAGUGUAACUUAUAUUCCCCAUUUCCAGUUUAUCGUGUGAAUUGGUUGAAAGCUAAAGCACGGUAUGACCGUUGGUCAGAAGAACUGAAAUUGGUACAGCAUGAAAUGUUUUGGACCAUGUCCUGGUUUCGGACACAGGAGGAGAGGUGGAGAGUUCGGGCAGAUGAAAGCAUCAAGAAUGGGAAUAGGGCAUAUGCUGAGAGGCAGGCAUCUAUGUGGGCAGAAUUUUCAGCUCAGGGUCUCAAGAAUUUUGAAGGAAAAUUACUUAUAACAAGUUGA